AUGCGCCUGCGUAAACAGAACACGCAUAAAACAGGGGGACUCUGAAGGUGAGGGGAGUCUGAAGGGGGACUCUGAGUCUCCAUUUAACAGACUGAGCCACAGCAACACGUGGCAGGGCCAGCUAGUAAAAUUAUAAAAAACCAGGAAAUUGUUUAUAUUGAACCAUAUUUAUUUAUGUCCUGUUCCAUAUCAGUAAAUAAUAUAUAUUCAAAAAUAGUAAUGUUAUUGGAAUUGAUGCCUGAAAGAACCAUAGCUUCUCAUUUUGAACUUUUGUUUUAGCUUCAUAAUAGCAUUACAGACGACACUUGAAACCAUGGCAGCAGAAUAGGCAUUAACUGGCACCUAUGGGGAAAUGGGGAAACAGUUUGAAUUUCACAGUUUUAUUGCCCCCUUUGAAAAGCCUUUCUUUCCAGUGGCCAUUCAAACAUUCAUAUUAGUUUGUAUUGUCUUUAAACAUUCAUCAGUUUUCACUUGAUGCAGAGAAUGAAGGGAUCUGUGGCAAGAGACAAGCAGGAGGUAUUUUGUUUGCUUGUCUAAAAGCCUUGCAACCUCAUUGCAGGAGCAAUAUGUGUCACACUAACUAUUUGAUCCAAAUACAAUAAAGUGGUUGUAUAUUCCGUAACUUCUGAAAGCGGUUUUACCGACAUUGAAUCAUAAUAGUGUAGCUUGAAUACCUUACUUAGUAAUCUAGUAACAAUGCUACCACUGCUAACAUUAUUACUUUUGAACCUUGAGUUUAGAAAUCCUGCUGUAGUAUAUUUGACUAACGUAACUUUUAAAAAAUACUUAAGAAAGGCUAUUAUGCUCUUUCAUUUUGAAAAAAAUAUCAUUGAAAUCACCCUAUUAAUUCUUGUCCACCUUGGUUCAUAAAAGCUAGUAGAGGAGGUAUGAGUGAUUGGGUGCAGUUUAUUUGCCUGGCUGAAAGUGUCCUCUCCUAAAGAAACCCAUGCUGGACCCAUUGGCUUUUAAUGAUUAUCAUGUAGUCACAAAUACCCUCUCUAGGGCAAAGGAGUUGAGAGAAGGUGUUGGCACAAGUGCAGGUACUCUUGGAAGAGACUGAUUAUCUAGGCCCAGUUUUGGAACAGAAUUGAGUUUGACCUUGGAUGCCCUAUGGAUUACUGUACCUUUCUUGGGAUAGAGGAGUGCAACCCUGUUACUACUUUUUGAUCUCUCAGCAGCUUCUGAUGGCAUCAACUAGAUGUCCUUCUGGACUGCCUCCAAGGAAAGGAUAUUGGGGGCCAUUGUUUUACAGUGGUUCCAAUCUUGCCUACAAGGUUGGUUACGAAGGAUAGCAUAAGGGGAGUGCAUUUUGGCUCUCUGGCACUUGUUUUAUAGGGUGCCACAGGGCGCUAUAUUAUCCCCGAUGCUAUUAAACAUACGAAGCUGUUGGGAGUAGUUGUUAAGAGGUUGGGAGCAGGAUGUCACCUAUAUGCCAAAACCAACCAUCUCGUGUUUCUCUAUAACAUCUGAGUCAGGUGAGGUUGUGCAAAGCAUGGACUGGUACCUGAAUGCUGUGGUGGGCUAGAUGAGGGCCAGUAAAUUGAGUUGAAAUCCUGGCAAGGUGGAAGCAUGGCUGAUGAGUGGUUUCUGUGUCUGAGAUACGAGACCAUUUGCCUGUUCUUGCACUCCCUCUGAGCAGGCAUGCAGUCUGGAGGUACUCCUGGACCCAGCUUUGUCCCUUGAGACUCAGGUUGCCUCAGUAGCUAGGAAUGCCUUUCGCCAGCUUCAGCAUGUGCAUUAGCUGUGGCUGUUCCUGAAUCAGGAUAGCUUGGUUAUGGUGGUUCAAGCAUUGAUAACCAAGAACAGACUACUAUAAUACACUCUAUGUGGGGCUGCCCUUGGAGCAGGUUUGGAAGCAGUAGCUGACACAGAAUUCUGCAGCCGGGUUGUUACUGGGCAUGCUACCCUGCACUUAUGUGGGAGCUGCACUGGCAGCCAAGUUAUUUUCAGCAUCCCAUUAUUAUAUACACCUCUAAGCAAUCUUUGGCAUUGUGUUUAAAAUAUGGCCUUAUUCCUUACACCCCUGCCUGAUCUUUGUAAUUUGCCACAGAGGCAUGUCUGACGGUGCCUGGCAGUGCUAGACUGUCCUCGGCAAUAACUUGUGCAUUAUGUGUGAGUUAAGGAAUUCUGUACCUAAUGAGAGCAAGUUGGCAUUUUCUGUAAUGAGCUCCAAGUGCCAACUUAAAGACUUUGUUAUUUUAGCAAGCCUUAGGGAAAUAAUUUAUUGUUUUCAUUAUCUUGUUAGAACAUCUAUUUUUAUAUUUCAGAUUCUUUUAUAUAUGUUGAUAUUAUUGAUUGGUUUUAAUUGAGAUUCUGUAUACUACUUGGAUAUCUUUUUAUGAAUUUGCAGUGUAGAAAUGAAUGAUUAAUAACAACUUUGAAGGUAGAAAGUUGCAGGUUCUCCAAAUGAUCUAGCUCAGUGUUUCUCAACCUUUUUUGGGACACGGCACACUUGUUCCGUGAAAAAAAUCACGAGGCACACCACCAUUUAAAAAGUUUAAAAAAUUAACUCUGUGCCGCCCUAUAUUAUAAUUAUGACUGUAAGAAACACUUGCCAAAUAUUGCUUUCUGAUGGGUUAGUGUUGUGCAUUGGCGGCCGCCAGGCACGUGACAAUGCAAAUUGCCCUUCUCGUCGCCGCGGAACAGCGGUUGAGAAAUGAUGAUCUAGCUUCCCCUCCCUUUCUGCUAUUUGAGAGUUCAGGACAUGGAGAUGGGACUUCAUGGGAUACAUUGUCCCCAUAAUCAGAUGUUAUAUUCAAGUUGUCAUUGUCACAUGAGGCUCAGAAUCUGUUAAGAAAAUGCAAGGUAAAACAAUGAGAAGUGAUCUAACUGGAAUAGUGUACAGUAGCUUCCACAGCUCUAACGUUAGUUGUAUUUUCUUAAUAUAAUAGCUUUUUGUCUAGCACUCUGUGUCUGCACAUACAAUGAAAUAAACUCUUACAGUGCAGCCCUAACCAUGUCUGCUCAGAAGUCCUAUUCAGUGGGGCUUAACUUCCAAGAAGGUGAAAUUAGGUUUUCAGCCUUACCUAUCAUAAUAAAUAUUGGUCUUAAAGGUAGCAUGUGGCCUUCUGGUGUCCCCCCCAAGAAAAUGUAGAUUGCCAUCAGUUUUCAAAAUGCAGAAUAUCAAGCCUUGGAUUUAUACAUGGUGGGAUCGAAAGAUGGAAGAGUAAGUGAGAGAAAAUCUCACAAAUGCUCUUUCCUGAGUUUACCUUCAGUGUAGUCUGGUUGUAACAGUUGUGCAUAUUACCUCUAGUUACAGAACACUUGGCAUUGGUCACAUGUACCUCAACUGUUGAGAGGCUUGGUUUUUUUGUUCUUAAGGCAAAUAUUUUCAGUUUUAAAAGGCCUUUUGUGCAAGUUGCCACACUAAAAAUAGAUGUGAAUAGCUAAAAACACCACAUUAACUAUGUUGCAUAUAACAUGUUUCUGUUUCAGUGGACAGGCCAAAAGCCCAGCAAAUUAGAACUUCUAGCACCAUAAGACGUACCUCUUCUUUGGACACAAUAACGGGACCUUACCUCACAGGACAGUGGCCACGAGAUCCCCACAUACACUAUCCUUCAUGCAUGAAGGAUAAAUCCACUCAGACACCUAGCUGUUGGGCAGAAGAGGUAUUAGAAAAGAGAUCGCAUCAGCGUUCAGCUUCAUGGGGGAGCGCUGAUCAACUAAAAGAAAUUGCCAAAUUGAGACAGCAGCUCCAGCGCAGUAAACAGAGUAGUCGUCACAAUAAAGAAAAAGAACGUCAGUCGCCUCUCCAUGGCAACCAUAUAGCAAUCAAUCAGACUCAGGCUUCUAUAUCGAGAUCAGUCCCUAUGCCGCUCUCAAACAUUUCAGUGCCAAAAUCAGCUGUUUCACGUGUGCCGUGCAAUGUAGAAGGAAUAAGUCCAGAACUAGAAAAGGUGUUCAUCAAAGAGAACAGUGGAAAGGAAGAAAUGUCCAAGCCCUUGGAUAUUCCUGAUGGCCGACGAGCUCCCUUACCUGCUCACUACCGUAGCAGCAGCACGCGUAGCAUCGAUACACAAACACCUUCAGUGCAAGAGCGCAGCAGCAGCUGCAGCAGCCAUUCCCCAUGCAUUUCUCCUUUUUGUCCUCCUGAGUCUCAGGAUGGGAGUCCUUGCUCCACAGAAGACAUGCUGUAUGACCGUGACAAAGACAGUGGGAGUAGCUCACCGUUGCCCAAGUAUGCCUCUUCUCCUAAACCCAACAACAGCUACAUGUUCAAACGAGAGCCCCCAGAGGGAUGUGAGCGAGUGAAGGUCUUUGAGGAAAUGUCGACUCGUCAGCCUGUCUCAGCCCCUCUCUUUUCAUGUCCUGACAAAAACAAGGUUAAUUUCAUCCCAACCGGAUCAGCUUUCUGUCCUGUAAAACUUCUGGGCCCUUUACUACCUGCUUCUGACCUGAUGCUCAAAAGCUCUCCAAACUCUGGCCAAAGCACAGCUUUGAGUACUCUGACUGUUGAGCAGCUUUCAUCUCGGGUCUCUUUCUCCUCUCUGUCAGAUGACACCAGCACAAUGGACUCUACAGAGGUUUUAGUACAACAGCCAUCCCAGCAGCAGCCACCACAGCUUUUGCAAGAACUGCAGUCCGAAGAACACGCCUCUCCUCAAAAUUACGUGAUAAUCUAGAUGAGCAAAGGCAGAGGGACGGUCUAAAACUCAACUGCAUGAGUGGCACUUUUCUGGAACAAAACAAAGCUACUUAUCAGCAUCUUUCUGCAUUUCAGCGCUGUUCUUGGCAGGGACAAAAAUGCAUUCAGCAUUUUGUGUGUGUGUGUGUGAGUGAGUUGGCCGGGGGGGGGGGGAGCAGAAUGCUUGCAGAAUCUGUGUACGUAUCAUUAAGCAUUUUAAGUGGAGACUAUGCAUUUCAUAGAAUGUUUGACCAGAUUAGUACUUUGUCCUGUGUUCUGUUUCAAAUUCUACAGUAUAAAUAAGCUCUAUAUCAAACAAAGGUUGCCUGUCUAAAUAGAAAAUGUCUUGCUGUGUUGUAUUCUAUGGAAAAUACUGUACUUCAGGAUUAUGUUUACAAUUUAUCCAGGUAUUUAUGUUUUGAACUUCUGUAAUACAUACAAUGCAAAAAAAUAUGAAAAAAAAUGGCCACAACAGUUGCACAGUGUCCCCCACCCUAUAUGGCCUAGCUUCAGGUACUUCUCUCGAAGUCUAAACUCAGGUAACUUGGAAUGUAUAUCAUAUUGGGAUAUAAAAUACUUUACAGCUAAAAAGCUAAAGAGGGUUCAUCACUCUUCUGCCUUUCCUUAUUUUAUGCAUUAAUAUUUCCUCAUUACAUUCCACUUUCUUGGAAAAAGUGCAUUCAGAUCUAGGGGGAUACGAACCCUGGGCAUGGGUGAACAUGAGGAGAACCAGCAAAUCUGUGGUGUGCUGCAUCCCAUUGUCGUGUGGUUACAAGUCAAACAAAAAACUAAACUGUUGCAUUUGCCAUCGUUUCAGCGUGUAAAUUGUGGCAUUUUAAAGUUUCAGGUGUUUGCCCAUUAAUGACUGUUAAGCUGUUGUGAAUAAAGUGUUCAGUUUUAGGCUGCACAUAAGAAACAUUCCAUGACGUGUGUGUGAGAGAGAGGCUCUAAGGCAAGAAUGUUUUCGUUUAAUUUCGGCAAAUUCAUUCCCCCCUCCCCCCCAGGUUUCAGAGGGGGUGGUGGGAAUUUCCUCUCGCAAGUUAUAAGGACGUGAAAUGCUACUGUUACCAUUUUAGGAGUCUUAAUUAAUGUUUAGUUUCUCUUUUGGAGGAAAUGUUCCAUUCACAUGCUGGUUGCAAAAAACAAAAACAAAAAAUUAUCUCGGGUUUUUGACAAGCAGUGAUCGGUGAACUUUGUUUUAUUUGUACAGUGGGUAUUUUGCACCUGAACUUAAAAAAAAAAAUCUUACGUGGCUAUGAGGUUUUGUAGAAAAAAAAAAGAGAAAGAAAAGAAAAAAAGAAAGAAGCAAUAGUUUUUAAGUCAUGUAUCUAAUUGAAGCCUUUCUUAGUACCCUUUGGUUUAGGCCCACUGGCAGGUAAAUUUAUCGCAGUUUGAAGGUGGGCAGGCAGUGCAGUCGCUUGUCUUUCCAGAUGCUGCAUAACUUAGAAUCCUCCAGUAGUGUUACAUUAGAGUAGCCCUGGAACUAUGCGAGUGCUGCUUUCAGAGAGAAUGAACCUGCAAUACAAAGGCAACCCCAAAGGCAAGAGACCCACUCAUUCUUGGCUCUGUGCUUUCAGUUCAGUGGAAGUACCUUUAUGCAAGCCUGUUCCUAAGAAAGCCUACUUGCCCCUCUUCAAGAACUGAAAAGAUUAACACUGCAGCUGCUGCUGCUGCUGCUGCUGCAGCAUUUAUGCUCUCUCCGCUACUUCUUUUGAGGAAGAAAUUGGGGAAAUAAUAAAAAAAAAGGCCUCAGUGAAAAGUACCUAAGAAAAGCAAUGAAAUAUACAGCACAUGUAUAUUGUUGCAAGAUGAUGCCCAGUUUCUUUCCUUCCUAUCAUCACCAAAGAGUUUGGUAAUAACCUGUUAGGAAGUUAGACCGACAGUCUCUUUUUCAGUCGCUGUGUGACUGUAGGAGCAGGCGGAGAGUGGAAAGCUUAAAAGAUCUGUUUGUCUUUUGUUUUCACAGUAUUUUUUUUUAAUACAGCAACAGGCAUCUUUAAUCUUGCUAAUCUCAGGCCUUGGUGGAAGCACUAUAUAGUUUGUAUGUUGUUAAAGGGUAAGGGAAAAAAGCAUCCAGUUUCUUGUGACCUAAAUGUGUGUUCUUUGAAGUUUUACAUUAAAGUUGAAUAUGACAGUA
This is a messenger RNA of Zootoca vivipara (common lizard), 6764 nucleotides long. NCBI's taxonomy places the organism in Eukaryota, Metazoa, Chordata, Lepidosauria, Squamata, Lacertidae. The record is from RefSeq and is a predicted model, not a curated record.